Alternaria rosae is the source of this 840-nucleotide messenger RNA. RefSeq names its product GPR1/FUN34/yaaH family-domain-containing protein. Gene Ontology annotation, cellular component: plasma membrane. The coding region runs from base 1 to 840 and encodes 279 amino acids. The transcript is spliced from 3 exons. NCBI's taxonomy places the organism in Eukaryota, Fungi, Ascomycota, Dothideomycetes, Pleosporales, Pleosporaceae. Gene Ontology annotation, molecular function: acetate transmembrane transporter activity. The record is from RefSeq and is a predicted model, not a curated record.
AUGUCAGAGACCGCAAAGAUAGACCACGAGAUGACCGAGCAUAAUGGUGUGAACAUUGCAAACAAUGGUGCGCCAUUGAGUCGCCAGGUCACAGUCGCUCUCUCGCCCGAGCAGUACGAGCGUCUCUUCUUCCAGCCAUCCGCACCACGUCGCGGAGAUCUCGCAAAGCGGUUUGCGAAUCCAACACUCCUUGGACUGAUAGGAUUCUUGGUUCCAUACACUUCGACUAUCCUCAUAUUGUGCGGAUUCCAAGGUGCGGUGGCUCCGCAGAGCCUAGUCGGCAUCAGCGCCGACUACUACUUCUUUGGAGCACUAGCCAUGAACAUCGCUGGCAUCGCCGAGUUCAUUCUCGGUAACACUUUUCCCUUUGCGGUUUUUAUCAUCUAUGGCAGCCAUUGGGGCAGCCUCGCAUACCAGCAGGACCCAAUACACCAAACCACCUCCGCCUUCGGUGAACUCGGAGGAGCGAAUGGUGCAGCCUACAAUUCGUCUCAAGGGUUUCACAACGUCUCCAUGGUGCUCGCCAGCUUCGUGUUCUUGAUCGGUACACUUCGCGUCAACCUCUUCUUCACGUUUACGUUCUUCGGACUCGUCAUGCUAUUCGGGUUUAUCGCCGCUGCAGAUUUCUCUGUCGCUUCCGCCACGACUGAAGCCGAUCUUGAACACAUUAAUACGUUGUUGCGAUGCGCAGGAGGAUUCGGGUUUUUAGGCUUGAUUUCUGGCUGGUACCUUGCCAUUCUUACUGCUUGCCAAGCCGUGGGAAUCCCAUGCCCGCUACCCAUCUUCGAUUUGAGCAGCAAAGUUUUCCCGGACAAGACCCAGAGUAGCCAAGUCAGUUAA